AAAUCGCUUAACGCUUUGCUGUGCAACGUAGCCGAGCCUGUCACACCACCGCUCUUGCUACCCAUGUCCUCUCUUCUCCGACCUCAACAGGAUCAACCUCCCGUUGAAGAAAUGUUGGUUCAGCUCGACCCUCUCGUGUUCUCACAUCCCAUUCGCCGCGACAUCCUUCACCUCUGCGUCGUCCACCACCUCGACAGUCUUCGGCAAGGGACAGCGUCCACCAAAACCCGUUCUGAAAUUCGUGGUUCCGGACGGAAGAUCCGACCACAGAAGCGUACCGGUAAAGCGCGUUUGGGAGACAAAAAGAGUCCCAUGCUUCGUGGUGGAGGUGUUGCUUUCGGACCUAAACCACGCGAUUUCAGCACGAAGUUGCCCCGAAAAGUGACCCAGAUGGGAAUGCGUAUCGCGCUGAGCGCGAGGGUGAAGGAGCGGGCAUUUGGUGUUGUGGAGAGCCUCGAGUGGGAUAUGCCGAAGACAAAGAGUUUUGCUGCGAGGUUAGAGGAGCUCUCGUGGGGCAAGACCUUGUUCGUCACAGGUCUGAACGAAGUUCCGACCAACUUGGAGAGGGCAAGUGGCAACAUUCCUUUGGUUGACACGGUCACAGCGGAAGAGCUCACAGUCUAUGAUGCGGUGAAGUGGCCACGGCUGGUCCUCGACCUUGCGGCCGUUGACUGGUUUGAGCAGACCUUGGGUAGGCACCAGACAGAGUAGACAACCUCUCAUACGCGAUGCACAGAUGCAUUACCUACUGCUGCUGCAUAAUUUAUCAGUAAAAUCUUGGUCAUUCGC
This is a messenger RNA of Phanerochaete carnosa HHB-10118-sp, 789 nucleotides long. RefSeq lists its product as uncharacterized. Lineage: Eukaryota; Fungi; Basidiomycota; Agaricomycetes; Polyporales; Phanerochaetaceae. Gene Ontology annotation, cellular component: ribosome. Gene Ontology annotation, biological process: translation. The record is from RefSeq and is a predicted model, not a curated record. The coding region runs from base 64 to 711 and encodes 215 amino acids. Gene Ontology annotation, molecular function: structural constituent of ribosome. The transcript has a single exon.